GAUCAGCAUUUAGCAUUUCAUUUGAUUGGUUAUUGAGAAUCAGAGUUAAUAAAAACAUGUAGAUAGUACAUUUGUUUUUAUUUGAUUGAAACAAAAUAUUUUUGUAUUAUACUAAGCAUUAUGUACUAUUGUUUUUAGGAAGUAUAAUAAUAUUAUUAAAACACAUUUAAAAAACUUUUAUAUCAAAAUGAUAAAUUUAAUUUCAUCAAGAAAUAAUGUUUUCAUAUGGACUGCAGAAGAUUGGUUGAAACUUCGUAGAGAUCAUAGAAUAAUUGGUGAAUUAAUAGGUUGCCUUCCAAAGAAACCUAGGCAAGAUGUACUGUCAGGUCUUCCGUUACUUUUACAAUCAGAAGAAGUAUCUCUUUUGCUUGAAAAAAACAUAGCCCAACUUAUCUGUUAUCCAUCUCUUCAAAAACCACCAACUGAAUCAUUGAAACUAGCUUUUGAGGAAUAUAGAAAUACAUUAUUUAUAGAACAAGAAGAGUGUUUAAGGAAUGAAAGAAAAAAACAGGUAGUCAGUAUGAUGGAUAAGAUUGUAGAGGGGAAGAAACGAAAGAUACUUGGAAUACAAACAAGGAAAAAGAAAGCAAGGAAACCAUUAGAUCCAGAAAUACAAGAAGCCCUUAAUAGCAUUAAGAUAAAUAGACAACAGUUGCUAGAAGAAGAAAUGGCAAAACUGCCUCAAUUAGAUAAGACUGAAGCUCUAAUUCAAACUCAUACAGUGCAUCCAUGGGUUGAUGAAGGUGAAACUGAAGUAGUAGAAUGGAAAUAUCCUUGUAACGCUAAAGAACAACUUCGAUAUUGUACAUACAAGGAUCUAUGGGAGAAGGGAUAUUUCAUAACAAGUGGGGAAAAAUUCGGAGGAGAUUUUUUAGUAUACCCUGGGGAUCCUAUCAUGUUUCAUUCACAAUUUAUAAUUCAUUGCAAAGACAGAAAUGAAGAAAUUCCAAUAAUUGAACUUUCAGCUCAAUGUCGUAUUGCAUGGCAUGUUCGAAAAACAAGAGUAUAUGCAUUUUUUUCUAAAGACCAAGAAUGUAUUCUAUAUGAAUCAUUUCAAUGGGCAGAAAGUAAAGUACUUGAAAAUGGAUAGCAUUUACCAUAAAUAUUUUAAAAUUUUAUAAAAAAAACUAAAAGCCAAGGAUUCCUCUACUUUUUUAUUAUUUUAUAUAUUUAUCUUUACUACAUAAAAGAUAUAAAAUUUAAUUAAGUGAUUUUAAACAGUAUCGAUUAAUACAAAUUUAUCAUGAAGCUUAUUAGGGAUAACAUUAAAAUAUUUCUUAUAUAUAACACUACCUGUUCUACCUUCAUAGUAUUUUACAGCCCAGGAACGAUUGAAGUUUGGAUUAAUUUUUUCACAUGUAACCAUUACUCUUCCAGGUUCUAAAGCAUAUAAUGUUCCAUUUUUUCCCAAACCAACCUACAAAUUAAUCAUAUAUUUGUUACAAAUUUGUAUAGUUUAAUAAAUAUGUAUGAUAUCUGUAAUACAUAUUAUACAAACACAAUUAGACUUACGUAAAGCCCUGGGUGAAACCUAGGUUUAAGUUGAGUGGCUAAUAUACAACCCUUUUGUACAUACCAUCCAUCUUGAACUCUCCAUCCUCUAUGUUUUGGUCUUGUAUGACAAGGUUUAUUUCUUGUACUACCACUGGCUUUCUUUGAUGCAUACCUCAUACAUACUACUAACCAAUUUUUAUAUUAAAACAAAUUGAUAGUAUGAAAUACCUUAGAAAAAUAAUAUUUGGUGUUUACAUACCUAAAUUAGUGAUGGUAUUAUUUAUAAAGGGUUUAGCAUUUUGCAAAGUGUUACUAAGUAAAUUUGUUAACAGAGACAUCUAAAAUACAAUUAUUUAAA
This is a messenger RNA of Nomia melanderi (Alkali bee), 1852 nucleotides long. RefSeq names its product tRNA splicing endonuclease subunit 34 (gene Tsen34). Gene Ontology annotation, molecular function: tRNA-intron lyase activity; nucleic acid binding. Gene Ontology annotation, biological process: tRNA splicing, via endonucleolytic cleavage and ligation; tRNA-type intron splice site recognition and cleavage. Gene Ontology annotation, cellular component: tRNA-intron endonuclease complex. NCBI's taxonomy places the organism in Eukaryota, Metazoa, Arthropoda, Insecta, Hymenoptera, Halictidae. The record is from RefSeq and is a predicted model, not a curated record.